Molecule: messenger RNA, 2404 nt
Organism: Durio zibethinus
Lineage: Eukaryota; Viridiplantae; Streptophyta; Magnoliopsida; Malvales; Malvaceae
Biological process (GO): activation of GTPase activity
Molecular function (GO): GTPase activator activity
Source: RefSeq, a predicted model, not a curated record
UAAACUAAAAUAUAAACGGGAGGGCUGUAACUGCUUUCUCAGGAAACUAACCACAGGGUACAGAAGUUUCUCGUUCACGCGGGUCCCACCCCGACCUCCCGCUCUACACCUCAUCUCCUCUCCUUCUCGUUUCUUCACCUCGAAGGUAGAAAAAAAAAAAGAGAAAAGAAAAGAGAAACAUCUCUGGAAGAUGCAAGAAGCCGAGCUUCACGAUUUAUCAGACGACGCCGAUUACGCUGCGUCUCAACAACAAGGAUCGGCGAGUAUGACGCGGUGUGACAGUGGGAAAAGAAGCUCCUCGAGUGAACCGGAGGGAGCUGAAAUUGUUUAUUUGAAGGAUAAUGUUACAAUUCAUCCUACACAAUUUCCCUCUGAACGGAUUAGUGGAAGAUUAAAGUUAAUUAAGCAAGGCUCUUCUCUCUUUAUGACAUGGAUUCCAUACAAAGGGCAAAGUACGAAUGCUAAGCUGUCUGAGAAAGAUAGGAAUCUCUAUACUAUUAGGGCAGUGCCAUUUACUGAUGUGAGGUCCAUUCGUAGACACACUCCGGCUCUUGGGUGGCAGUACAUUAUUGUUGUUCUAUCAUCUGGACUUGCAUUUCCUCCCCUUUACUUCUAUAAUGGAGGAGUUCGAGAGUUCCUUACUACAGUAAAACAACACGUUUUUCUUGUGAGGUCAGCUGAAGAUGCAAAUGUAUUUCUUAUGAACGACUUUCAAAAUCCUCUGCAGCGAAUUUUGUCUUCAUUGGAGCUUCCCAGGGCAGUUUCCAUUGCAAGUACUCCAUCAACCCCUGUUUCAGUUGGGGAGUCUGCUUCACACGAAAAAGAAGAGGGGAUGGAUGUGGGAGUUUGUGAUGGAAGUGCUAGUAUUCCUCAUUAUAAUGGGAGGCGGAGGCAAAAGAUUCAUGAUCCUGCUCGAGACAUUUCAAUUCAAGUUUUGGAGAAAUUUUCUCUUGUAACCAAGUUUGCCCGAGAAACAACUUCACAGCUAUUUCGGGAGACUCAUAGCAAUGGUCAUUUUGAGAGGAGAAACUCUAACCAGUCUGCCCUUGAUUAUAGUCACAAACCAUCUGAUGAUACUGAGGAAGUUCCUGUUCAAAGCCCUGUGACUCCAGAUCCUCUUAAGGGCAACCUGAUGCCAACCUCUAUCCUUGUUAAACAGAGAGUCCCAUAUAGGAAACACAAUCAUGAUGAUGAAGCUGCCACCAAUGUGGGGACUUUUGAGCUAAUCAAUUUUAAGGAGUUUGACAAACUCUCACUAGUGUGGGGAAAACCCCGACAACCACCGUUGGGGUUGGAAGAGUGGGCCACAUUCUUGGAUUCAGAAGGGCGAGUGAUAGAUUCAAAAGCUUUAAGAAAAAGAAUAUUUUAUGGAGGAGUUGAACACAAAUUACGAAAAGAGGUCUGGGCAGUAUUAUUGGGAUAUCAUACAUAUGAAUCAACAUAUGCUGAGAGGGAAUAUCAAAGGUCUAUCAAAAAGGCAGAAUAUGAGACUAUAAAAAACCAGUGGCAGAGUAUCUCUCCUCAACAGGCUAAAAGGUUUACAAAGUUCAGAGAGAGGAAAGGCCUUAUAGAGAAAGAUGUGGUAAGGACAGAUAGAUUGCUCUCUUUCUAUGAUGGGGAUGACAAUCCAAAUGUGAAUCUUUUACGUGAUAUCCUGCUGACCUACUCUUUCUACAACUUCGAUCUUGGUUACUGUCAGGGUAUGAGUGAUCUGCUAUCCCCAAUUUUGUUUGUAAUGGAGGAUGAGUCAGAAUCAUUUUGGUGUUUUGUGGCCCUUAUGGAACGCCUUGGGCCCAAUUUUAAUCGUGACCAAAAUGGCAUGCACUCUCAGCUUUUUGCAUUAUCUAAGCUGGUUGAGUUGGUAGACAGCCCAUUGCAUAACUAUUUCAAGCAGAAUGACUGCUUGAAUUAUUUCUUCUGUUUCCGCUGGAUACUGAUACAGUUUAAAAGGGAACUGGAAUAUGAGAAAACAAUGCGAUUGUGGGAAGUAUUGUGGACACAUUAUUUGUCGGAACACCUGCAUCUGUAUGUGUGCGUAGCAAUCUUGAAGCACUAUCGUGGCAAGAUAAUGGGAGAGCAAAUGGACUUCGACACCCUCUUGAAGUUCAUCAAUGAGCUGAGUGGUCGGAUUGACCUUGAUGCAACCCUCAGGGAUGCAGAAGCUUUAUGUUUAUGUGCCGGCGAGAAUGGAGCUGCUCGCAUCCCACCUGGAACUCCACCUUCAUUGCCUGUUGACAACGGAUUAUUCUAUUCUCAGCAAGAUGAAGUAUUGUAAAUGAGAUCCCUUUCUACAUAUCAAAUCUGAAUUCAUGAUUCUAUAUUGAAAUAGCUGAUUUUUCCAAGACAAUAAUUCAGUAUUUUUUUUUCCCUUGAAAGGCAGCUUGCCUUAAAUAAAUCAGUUAGC